This is a messenger RNA of Benincasa hispida (wax gourd), 2163 nucleotides long. It is a transcript of the gene OTP43, whose product is annotated as Pentatricopeptide repeat (PPR) superfamily protein. The record is from RefSeq and is a predicted model, not a curated record. Gene Ontology annotation, molecular function: protein binding. Lineage: Eukaryota; Viridiplantae; Streptophyta; Magnoliopsida; Cucurbitales; Cucurbitaceae.
AAAAUGAAUGUAAUCGAAAGAUAAAAAAUUUUCUGUUUGGGCAGAGAGAAAAUACGAGGGAAAAUGAAGAGGAAGUGGGAAAAAGAUGUUUCAGUCAGCUGGUAGCGCACCCAUUUCGCCAUGUUUCUAAGAAACAUUAAUCGAAGAGUAAACAAGACGAAGACGAAGGUUGUUUUUCUCCAUCUUUCCGCACCAAAUCCUAGAUUCUUCCUCUCAUAUCGCAACUCCACUGCCCAAUCUAGCUCCGCCCUAGACACCGCCGCGGACAUCGCCAAUCUUGUCCUCGAAUCUGACCCAAAAAGCUUGAGGGGAUCCCUCCUUGGAUUACAAGUUCAAUUUACCCCUGAACUAAUCGACAAGGUUCUCAAGCGCCUAUGGUUCCAUGGACCCAAAGCGCUGCAAUUCUUCAAACACCUUGAGUACCAUCCAUCUUACGCCCAUUCCUCGUCUUCUUUCGACCACGCCAUCGACAUUGCAGGUCGUAUGCGCGACUACAAGACCGUAUGGGCUCUAGUGGCUCGAAUGCGAGCUCGCCGGGUUGGACCCAGUUCAAAAACCUUCGCAAUUAUAGCUGAGAGGUUCGUAGGCGCUGGAAAACCAGACAGAGCGAUCAAGGCUUUCUUGUCGAUGCGGGAGCAUGGAUGUUGUCAGGACCUGCAUUCUUUUAACACCAUUCUCGACAUUCUCUGUAAGUCAAAACGUGUAGAAAUGGCUUACAACAAUCUGUUUAAGGUUUUGAGAGGAAAAUUUAAGGCUGAUGUUGUUAGUUAUAACAUUAUUGCAAAUGGGUGGUGCUUGAUUAAGCGUACACCCAAAGCCCUAGAGGUUUUGAAGGAGAUGGUGGAAAGAGGUUUAACUCCAACUAUUACUACUUACAAUAUACUUUUGAAAGGGUAUUUUAGAGCUGGUCAGAUUAAGGAAGCUUGGGAAUUCUUUUUGCAAAUGAAAGAAAGGGAAGUUGAAAUUGAUGUUAUUACUUAUACUACUAUGGUUCAUGGGUUUGGUGUUGUGGGUGAAAUUAAAAGGGCUUGGAAGGUUUUCAAUGAGAUGGUUGGUGAAGGGGUUCUUCCUUCAACAGCUACUUACAAUGCUAUGAUACAGGUUUUGUGUAAGAAAGAUAGUGUGGAGAAUGCAGUAUUGUUGUUUGAGGAGAUGAUUAAAAAGGGUUAUGUGCCAAAUUUGACCACUUAUAACGUGGUUAUAAGAGGAUUGUGUCAUGUGGGCAAUAUGGAUAAGGCUAUGGAGUUUAUGGAGAGAAUGACAACUGAUGGGUGUGAACCAAAUGUUCAGACAUAUAAUGUCGCCAUUCGGUAUUUUUGUGAUGCUGGUGACAUAAACAAGGGGUUGAAUAUGUUUGAGAAGAUGGGGCAGGGGAGUUGUUUACCAAAUUUGGAUACAUAUAAUGUUUUGAUUAGUGCAAUGUUUGUGAGGAAAAAGUCUGAUGAUUUAGUGGUUGCUGGGAAGCUGUUGCUUGAGAUGAUUGAUAGAGGAUUCCUCCCUCGAAAGUUCACUUUCAAUCGAGUUCUCAAUGGGCUUUUGCUGACGGGUAACCAAGCUUUUGCAAAUGAGAUUUUGAGAUUGCACAGCAAAUGUGGUCGUCUUCCUCGCAAAUUUAAGUUAUGAAGCUACCAUCGGUUAUGAAUGAUGUGAGUUUCAGUGCCUUCAUUUGAUCUUGUUGUGAAGCUGGUCACUUCAGAACCACUUCCAUUCUUCCUGAAGAUGUCAAAUAAGGUUUUGAACUACACUUAUGAAUCCAGAAGUGUUUGAGUGGCUUAUAGACGGACAAGUUAGUCUCCGUAAACCCUUGGUUAAGAGGUGGAAUGAAGUUGAUAUCUUGAAGUCUUCCAUUCCAUCACUAAAGAAUGGAUAAGUGGUCACUGGAGUUCAUCUCUUUCAAGGUGGCUUGGUAGUAAUUGCUAUCCCAUAUCAGAUAUCCUUGCUGAUAAUCACAAGUGAACGGACGUGCUCGGACAAGAUAACAUGGCAACUAUCAGAAGUAGAGCAGUAGAAUGCCAAAGUCUUUACAUCAAACAUGUAAGAUUGCAUGAGCAUAUGCUAAUAUUGAUCUGAAACACGUGUGUAUUUAGUUGGAUUUUAUAAGGUCCUGUUUGAUUAUUAUUUUCUUUGUGGUUUUGAAAAUUAACCUAAGAAACACUAUUCCUA